AUGUUCCAAUUCUUCAAGUCUCCCUUCUUCCAAUUCGAGUUUCUGCGUCUCCUCGCCAUGACCCCCUUCGAGGGCGGCGAGAUCGCAGAAAUCCUCGACGCCGCCUCCAAAAUCAAAGACCAAGACCCAGAAAGUUGGUACACCAACUGGGUCGAAGUCGGCACCAAAGUUGAGCAAAUCGCCGAGGAAGCUGAACGCACCGGUGACCGCAUCGCCGCGCGACGGGCGUACCUCCGCGCCUCAAACUACCUGCGCGCAGCGCAGUUCAUGCUCAAUGAAGGCGCAAUUGGCCACGACAAGCGCGUCCUCCCGACCAUCGAGCGCGCUAUCGACGACUUCCGCCGCGGAACAAAGUACCUAGACGGCGACGUCCACUUUCUCGACAUCCCCUACGAGAACAAGAUCACUCUCCCGGGCUACCUCUACCUCCCGCCGGCGGACAAGCGUCUUACAAACGGCCAGAAGACUCCGAUCCUGAUCAAUACCGGCGGCGGGGACUCCACGCAGGAAGAAAUCUACUUCAUCAACGCCUCCGUCGGCCCGAGCCUCGGCUACGCGGUGCUCACCUUCGACGGCCCGGGCCAGGGGAUCGUCCUCCGGCGAGACAAGCUGCCCAUGCGCCCGGACUGGGAGGUCGUCGUGGGCCGCGUCCUCGAUCACCUCUGGGGGUUCAGCCGUGCUCACCCGGAGUACAACCUCGACCUCGAGCACAUCGGGAUCACGGGCGCCUCGAUGGGCGGAUACUAUGCGCUCCGCGGGGCGCUGGACCCGCGCAUUGGCGCCUGCAUCAGCGUCGACGGGUUUUAUUCCAUGGAGUCCUUCGCGCAGGGCCGCAUGCCCGCCUGGCUGUGGAAGCUCUACAGCGGCGGGUACCUAUCUGAUGGGGUGUUCGACAGCGUGAUCGGCGCCAUCUCGGGCUGGACGUUUCAGACGCGGUGGGAAUUCAACCACAUGCGCUGGGCUAUGGGGCGAGCUUCCGACGCGGAAGUCAUUCGCCGGAUGCUGGACUAUACGCUCGCUAAACCUGGGGGCGGCGAGCUGCUGCAUCAGGUCAAGUGUCCCGUGCUGGUGACGGGGGCGGGGUCGAGCUUUUACUUCGAUCCUGAGACGACGACGCGGAAGGUCCUGCGGAGUUUGAGCCACUUGCCGGAGCACAUGAAGGAGGAGUGGGUGGCGGAGGAUGUGGUGUUUGGGGGUUUGCAGGCGAAGAUUGGCGCGUUUGGGUAUUCCAUGCAGAGGACUUUUUCUUACUUGGAUGGGAAGUUUGGCGUGCAGAGGGAGAGUUUGGGGGGGAAGAAUGCGAAUGGGAGGGUGUAUUAG
Messenger RNA from Aspergillus campestris IBT 28561, 1320 nucleotides. It is a transcript of the gene psoB, whose product is annotated as hydrolase psoB. The record is from RefSeq and is a predicted model, not a curated record. NCBI's taxonomy places the organism in Eukaryota, Fungi, Ascomycota, Eurotiomycetes, Eurotiales, Aspergillaceae. The transcript has a single exon. The coding region runs from base 1 to 1320 and encodes 439 amino acids.